Messenger RNA from Pedinophyceae sp. YPF-701, 561 nucleotides. NCBI's taxonomy places the organism in Eukaryota, Viridiplantae, Chlorophyta, Pedinophyceae. The record is from the annotation of a GenBank genome assembly.
AUGACUCCAGAUGAAGUUCGGGCCAAGGUCGAGCGAUGGAGAGGGCGAGGAGCGAAGUGGAUCCAGGUGUACGUCGACAAGCUUGCCCCGCACACUGGAUACCGCUGGGCUGGGCUUGCUGCCCUGUUGUGUGUUUAUGUUCUGCGCGUGUUUCUGGUCGGAGGCUUCUACCUGGUGACGUACGGUCUGGCGAUCUACAAUCUGGGACUGUUCAUAGGCUUCUUGACCCCCGCGCAGCUGCCUUCGCAAGAGGAGGACGGGCCUGCGCUUCCCACGCGGAACGACGACGAGUACCGGCCCUUCCUCCGUCGACUCCCCGAGCACAAGCUGUGGUGGUCGUCGUCGAAGAGCAUCGUCAUCGCUCUGUGCAUGACGCUGACGCGUGCGUUCGACCUCCCGGUGGUGUGGCCGGUGCUCGUCUUCUACUGGCUGCUGCUCUUCUUCGUGACGAUGCGGCGCCAGGUGAGCAUGUGGCGCAAGUACAACUACCUGCCCUUCGACCUGGGCAAGAAGAAGUACGCCGGGAAAGGCGGGGGUCGAAAGAAGGAGGCACGACACUGA